AUGGAACCGCAUCCAGAUACAGUCGAUCAACUCUUCGAUCUGCUUCCUGAUCCCCAGAUUCACUUGGAUCUUGGCGAGAGGGAAGAGCUCCCGCAGAAGUACUGUGAUGGAAUGUACACCUUCUUCGCCUCACUUACGCAUCACAAUUGGCCAGACGGUGAUCUCAACCAUCUUCGAGAUCAUGUCAAAUGGCAGUCUGCGAACAGCAUCAUGGACUUGCAGAUGUUCUGUUCACAACUGGCACGGUGUGGACUAACGCGGCCCCUGUCGAUUGACGCGGGUGCCAAGAAGGAGCGACAGCUUGCAUAUUGGGCCUGGAUCGCCAAAGGCAGAAGAGAUGAGGAAUGUCCAUUGAAAGCGGCCACAAGACUCUCCGGAAACUACGAGGCCGAAGAGCCUGUUCAACAUAACCUGCUACCUGAAGGCAGUGUAGUUCCGGCACUUUGUGCGGCAUGUGGUAGCCCCGAUGCUACAAAAAAGUGCAAGGGCUGUCUGAUAAAGCAUGGUGAUCAUAUUACAGCUGCUACUGUAUACUGCAACGCAGCCUGCCAAACAUUACAUUGGAAGACACACAAGGCGGCUUGCAAAAUUCGAAAACAGAUGUAUCACGCCACGUAUCUGCUUGCUGAGAUUUACCGACAGCAGCUCCGAAGCACAAACAUUGUGAACUCCGUCAGCGUAUCAGAGGAGAACGGCAUCAUCACCAUAGAAGAAUGUGACCCAAAGCUAGACUUUCGAGGCAAAACAUUCUUCCAGCCAGUCCCGAAUAGCUCCAAUCUAUCCGAUACACAUCUUGAAGCCGUUUUAACAUUUGGGUGGUGUCAUAAUCUGGUUCAUGAAGUUGAUCCUCUCCUCGACCUUCUGAUCAAACCGCUUUGCAAAACAUUGGAGGAAGUCACAGUUGUUCCCAAGAAUGCCCACACCACAGUCUGUCGCCUGGAACAUAUGGGUAUUUACCGAUACAAUGGGAUGUGGCUACACAAGGUCAUUCGAGCAACUCUAAAAUCCGGAGAUCAAAUCGCUGUCGAUCUGACUGGAGCCCAAUAUGGAUGGUGCGAGGUUGCAACCCCCUGGGAGGCAUAUUGCAAGCACCGAGUUCACAGUGUUACCCAAAGUAUCACGUUCGACGUCGGCGCUCCUAGUCUAACCCCCGACAUGUUCCGUCAUCGAAUGGAGUACCUGGUGACUGAGGCCCGGAGAAAUCUAGCCUUGCACGUGACCCAAUUUUUGAUUGCAUGGAUGGCUUCGAAGAACAUGGCCACGGUGCGAGGGUUACUCAAAAUGACAACUAGGGAAUUUGAAGUUGCGUCAGAAGAGGUUGUGUCUCACGCGAAGGAUAUUUUUGAAGAGCUGCGCAAAGCAUACCUCCAAGAUCCACAGUACCGGCACUGA
Messenger RNA from Neoarthrinium moseri, 1392 nucleotides. RefSeq lists its product as uncharacterized. The transcript is spliced from 2 exons. Lineage: Eukaryota; Fungi; Ascomycota; Sordariomycetes; Amphisphaeriales; Apiosporaceae. The coding region runs from base 1 to 1392 and encodes 463 amino acids. The record is from RefSeq and is a predicted model, not a curated record.